This is a messenger RNA of Kluyveromyces marxianus DMKU3-1042, 522 nucleotides long. RefSeq names its product Egd2p (gene EGD2). The transcript has a single exon. Gene Ontology annotation, cellular component: cytoplasm; nascent polypeptide-associated complex. Lineage: Eukaryota; Fungi; Ascomycota; Saccharomycetes; Saccharomycetales; Saccharomycetaceae. The record is from RefSeq and is a predicted model, not a curated record. Bases 1 to 522 code for a protein of 173 amino acids. Gene Ontology annotation, biological process: protein targeting to membrane.
AUGUCUGAAAUUCCUCAAGGUUCCAACGUUUCUAUCUUUUCUAAGAACGAAAAGAAGGCCAAAGAGCAAAUCCUAAAGUUGGGUUUGAAGCCAGUCCCAGGUAUUUCCAGAGUUACUUUCAAGAAGAAGGACAACCAAAUCUUUGCCAUUGACAGACCAGAGGUUUACAAGUCCCAAGGUGGUAACUACGUUGUGUUUGGUGAAGCCAAGAUCGAUGACUUCCCUCAAAGAUUAGCCAAGGCUCAAGAAGCUGCUCAAGCUGAAGGUGUCUUGCCAGCUGGCCAAGAUGCUGUCUCCAAGGACCCUCAAUCAAUCCAAGCUGAUAUGCAAGCUGCUGCUGACAACGCUGGCAAGGAAGCUCCAGCUGAUGACGAUGACGAAGAGGUUGACGAGUCUGACUUGAAGGCUGAUGAUAUCGAAAUCGUUAUGCAACAAGCUAACGUCACCAGAGCUAAGGCUGCCAAGGCCUUGAAGGCGCAUAAUGGUGACAUUGUUAACGCAAUCAUGUCUUUGUCCGAUUAG